This is a messenger RNA of Canariomyces notabilis, 637 nucleotides long. RefSeq lists its product as uncharacterized. NCBI's taxonomy places the organism in Eukaryota, Fungi, Ascomycota, Sordariomycetes, Sordariales, Chaetomiaceae. The transcript has 3 exons. The record is from RefSeq and is a predicted model, not a curated record. The annotation marks the transcript as partial.
CCACCUUCUCUCCCCGUAUCAGUCCCCGGAACUGAUUCGACAUCGACUCAAGCCUAUCUAUUCACACUUCAACGAAGCAACUACCCUACUAGCGUCCCCGGGCAACUCCCUCUUCCCGCAAAGCUCGAGCAAAGAUGCAGUUCUUCUACUUGCUGGCCCUCGCCGUAACCGCCACAGCCUUUCCUGCACCCGAUAUUCCCAACCACCUCUUUUCCGGAAAGCCCGCGCUCAAGUGCAAUAACCACACCCAGCCCGUGUGCUGCACCCCCCGGUCCGUCCCGCUGUGCACUGUCAUCUACGCGGGAGCCAGCUGCGGGGUCAAUAGUACCUACUGCUGCGAAACCAAGGCCCCAAAGGUGACUCGGAGCCCCCCUAGUUCUUCGAUUGUAAUCUGUGCGCUCAAGACUCGAGCACAGCUAACAUAACAAAACAAUUAGGGCACUCGGCUCAACAUCCAGUUCCUCGACUGCGUCGGCCUCGUCUGAGCGGUCAAGAUCUCGCCUACUAGGAAGGGUUUCGAGCCCGGCUGUGUGCCAGUCGGUGGUUGACGGGUUCUCGGAGGAGCCACUCAUUCAAUUAUCCUUAGUAAAUGUCUGCUUCCUCCGUGAAGUGAUACCACCAACUUGGCACCAAGACA